Messenger RNA from Ctenopharyngodon idella (grass carp), 5419 nucleotides. RefSeq names its product nuclear receptor subfamily 5, group A, member 2 (gene nr5a2). The transcript is spliced from 8 exons. Gene Ontology annotation, molecular function: zinc ion binding; RNA polymerase II cis-regulatory region sequence-specific DNA binding; nuclear receptor activity. NCBI's taxonomy places the organism in Eukaryota, Metazoa, Chordata, Actinopteri, Cypriniformes, Xenocyprididae. Gene Ontology annotation, cellular component: RNA polymerase II transcription regulator complex. Bases 229 to 1878 code for a protein of 549 amino acids. Gene Ontology annotation, biological process: regulation of transcription by RNA polymerase II; hormone-mediated signaling pathway; tissue development. The record is from RefSeq and is a predicted model, not a curated record.
GAGAUACGACUGCAGGUUUAGUGCAGGUCAUGGUGAGGGGGGUAUGAGGGGUGAGUGGUGUGUGUGAAAGUAAAGGGAGAGAUGUCAAUCGGGUGCUUUGGUCAAAAACACCUCACCUCACAAAAACACCUUACGGAAACUGGAUGCUUAUUGAUGAAGCUUAAAAAGUUUGAAAGAAUGGAAAUGUUCUGUGGGAUAUAGUUGCUCAGGUGGAAAUUUGGUCCUACAAUGUCCACUAGUUUUGAGAGUGAAUUAGGACAACGUGACUCCAGUAAAGACUUGGGCGGAGCGGCGCGUGCUCAUCUUCGGCUCAGCAGAGCUGUCAUGCUGCCUAAAGUCGAGUCAGAAUCUCUGGGACUCGCUCGAUCGCAUGGGGAACAGGGGCAUAUGCCUGGAAACAUGCAAGCCCCCCAGUUUAAAAUGAUGGACUACUCCUACGACGAAGACUUGGAUGAAAUGUGUCCAGUGUGUGGAGACAAGGUGUCCGGAUAUCACUACGGGUUACUGACCUGUGAGAGCUGUAAGGGCUUCUUCAAGCGCACGGUGCAGAACAACAAGCGCUACACAUGUAUAGAGAACCAGAGCUGUCAAAUAGACAAGACCCAGCGGAAACGCUGCCCCUACUGUCGCUUCCAGAAGUGCCUCACUGUCGGCAUGAAACUGGAGGCUGUGAGGGCCGAUCGAAUGAGAGGAGGUCGCAACAAGUUUGGCCCUAUGUACAAACGAGACCGGGCGCUCAAGCAACAGAAGAAAGCCUUGAUCCGGGCCAAUGGACUCAAGCUGGAGGCCAUGACGCAAGUCAUGCAAACCGUCCCAGCGGACCUCACCAUUACCUCUGCCAUUCAGAACAUCCAUUCGGCCUCCAAGGGGCUUCCGCUGAGCCACCAUCACCACCACCACCACCAUCACCACCACCACAGCUCCUCCAGUGCAGGCCUGCCACCUGCAGACUUUGACCGCAGCCCCUUCGUCACAUCGCCGGUCAGCAUGGCCAUGCCGCCGCACGCUGGAGGACUGCAGGGCUACCAGGCGUAUGGCCACUUCCAGAGCCGCACCAUCAAGUCAGAGUACCCCGACCCUUACACAAGCUCGCCGGAGUCCCUCAUGGGCUAUCCGUACGUAGAAGCCUACGCAGGCGGAUCGCCGCCCACCUUCCCUCACCUGGUGGUGGAGCUGCUCAAGUGCGAGCCGGACGAGCCCCAGGUUCAAGCGAAGAUCCUAGCGUACCUACAGCAGGAGCAGGCCAGCCGAGGCAAGCACGAGAAACUCAACACUUUCGGCCUCAUGUGCAAGAUGGCUGACCAGACACUGUUCUCCAUUGUAGAAUGGGCCAGGAGCAGCAUCUUCUUCCGGGAACUGAAGGUUGAUGACCAAAUGAAGCUUCUCCAGAACUGUUGGAGUGAACUCCUCAUCCUGGACCACGUUUUCCGGCAGGUGAUGCACGCCAAAGAGGGCUCCAUCCUCCUGGUCACGGGGCAACAGGUGGAUUACGCCCUAAUUGCCUCCCAAGCCGGUGCCACACUCAACAACCUCCUGAGUCACGCGCAGGAGCUGGUGAGCAAACUGAGAUCCCUCCAGCUGGACCAGAGGGAGUUCGUCUGCCUCAAGUUCCUGGUGCUGUUCAGCUUGGACGUCAAGAACCUUGAGAACUUCCACCUGGUGGAGAGCGUCCAGGAACAGGUCAACGCCGCGCUGCUAGACUACGUCAUGUGCAACUACCCACAGCAGACGGACAAGUUUGGCCAGCUGCUGCUGCGGCUGCCAGAGAUCCGGGCCAUCAGCCAGCAGGCUGAAGAGUAUCUGUACUACAAACACCUGAACGGUGACGUGCCCUGUAACAAUCUACUUAUAGAGAUGCUGCACGCCAAACGUGCCUAAGGACCGGCGACGACCCUUUUUCGUCUCGACACAUCGCGCACACUGCUCCUAGCACCACCUCAGUCCAGCGUCAUCACCAGACAUAGCCUUCGAAUGAUUAAACGUGCACAAGAUGCGCACUGACUGCAUGGGUUUGCGGUGGGCCGGACACUUUGGAUCUUAUGGAGAGGGCACGGUAAAACCUGAAAGCAGUUUGGCUCGAAGGGCAGAUGCAUUUCUGAUAAAGAAAUGAAAUGAAGUGUUAUAAUGACCUCUAGGCUGUGGAUUUGUCAUAGUGUUGUCGAACCAUGACUGUCAGACGUUAUUUGUUCUGUGUGCAGCUGAUCGAAACGUCCACUUUACACUCAGACUCAAGGUGGAGGGUUUUGGAUUACUGGGAAGGAACUGGGCACUCUUUUAAGACUGGUUUGCCAGCAUUGACCCAAAGUUUCCAUUAGGACUGGCCAUGUGGCCCUCCUCUGUCUGUUUUAAGGCACACAAGCUGGGCUAGAGCCAGUAGGCGGAGGUAAGACGGACAACCAGCCAUUGCCUGCGCAAACCAUAAAGACUUUAUUCCAACCCCUCACCAAAAAAAAUGACGUGACGUAUUUCUUUUUUUUCAAAUUGGCAGUCAUUUCUUCUCUUUUGUCACUUUGAGGCUGCUUUGUGCCAAUAUUUUCUCAAUAUAAAUCCUGUCAAGAACAUGUCCGGGUCUUCAUCUCAAAAUCAUAAGAAAGAAAUGAGAAAUUAUAUUUUGCUUAAAGAAAAUUAUGUCUAAUAUUUGGACCAAUAAAAAAAUAAAAAUAAAUAAACAAUGAAUUAUUUAAAUUGUACAGUAAAUGAAGUUUAAACUCAUAAUAAAUUUUGGAGGUAAAUGUGCUGAACUGUCAUUAUAAUUAUUAAAAAGUAAAUUAUUCAUAAUAAAGCAGAAUUUUGAGAGUAAAAAUGCCAAAUUGUCAUGAAAAUGAGAAUUAACAAUUCUAUUAUUAAUCUAAUUACAAUAAAUAAUAAAAAAAUUGGAUAGCUCAUUAAUUCAUAAAUAUUAACUAUUUUCUUUAAUUAAUACAAAAAAUGUAAUAAAAAAUAAUUUCUCAUUUUUUAUACUUUGAUUUGAUUUGAAAAAAAGAAAAUGCUUAAAAACAUUUACCUCACAACACACUUUUUUCAUUUAUUGGUGUAGACUUUUUUGUAACAUUUUGCAGUUUGUUCAUCAACAAAUGUGAAUGUGAAUAACGUGCAGUCUCAGAGCCAGGAUGAAGAAAUAACGCCUCCAUCAACACAAGACCAAAGCCUGCAGAGAACAAAAAAGAAAAGAAAAGGAAAGGAAAACAAAAAAAAAAACAAAAAAAAAAACAACAACCUUAACUAUCAGUAUUAAUAAUUUGUGAUGUCACAGUCAUGUGAGUCUUGCCUUAUUUCAUUUCCAUGCUAGCUAACCGUGCUGAUGUGAAUUACGAUAUGUAAAAUAAAAAGUACAUAUAUAUAUAAAGUAUUAAUGUUAUACAAUUGAAAAGAAAUAAGAGGUGUUUACAUUCAUGUGGGAGAUAACUGUGAUGCGUUCAAUUGCAAAGCAAUGAUUUCAUAUAAAAACGAAACAAAACGUUCAGAAAAGAUUAUAUUCCUCUUGUUUGUUUUCUUAGGUGUGUACAGUUUUCAUCUUUCUUGACCAGUACUUAAUUAUGUCGUGAGACACUAAAUCAGAGAGGAAUCUCACUUAAUACUGAGUUUCGAUUUUUUUUUUUUACUUUUUUUUUUUUUUUUUUAUUGUGCUGGCUUAUUUCUGUGGACACCUGUUUUUAUGUUCUACGUUUGAAAUGUACGUCACUGGUUAAGCUUAAUUUAUUGUUUUGGUUUCAUCCAUGUGUUCCUGCACAGUGCGGUGGGGUCAUGACUAAAUGUAUUUGUUUACUGUAGCACGUUUUUAAAAAUGUAGAUACGAGAUGCAGUUACGGAGCGAAAUGGUGAUUAAGUGAUUCACAUUAAACACCCAUCAGUCCUGCCACUGUAAAAUAUCAAGAGCUGUACUUAAGUGAUCUGGUGUGACUGACUGGUGCAUCUUUUUUAUCGUGAGAUUUCAAUGAAUGUUUUCAUGAUAGCGUCUGUGUUCUAUACCAAAGACAGCGUCUGUCCUUCACUUGUACUUACCUGUUUGCUUCACAAUGAACGGAUGAGAGCUUUGCUACUUGGGGACUGCCGAUGUUUUUCCUGAAUGCUUCAUUUGACUGUAUUGCAUAAAAUUGGUGUUAAAGUCAACAUGAAAUGAAAAUGAAUCCAAUUUAUUUCCUUAAUACACAAACUUGGUCUUGUGCACAAUUUAUCAGUGUGUGUUAUUGCAUAGAAAAAGGUUUUUCUUCAUAAUCUAACUGCCAUUACAAGGCAGAAAAUAAUGUUAUAACCAAUGGCAUUCAAUUACAAAGCAAAACAAAACAAAAGCAAAUGAAAGCAAAACAAAACAAAUGCAAAUGAAAGCAAAACAAGAGCAAAUGAAAGCAGAACAAAACAAAAGCAAACAAAAAACAAAACAAAUGCAAAUGAAAGAAAAACAAGAGCAAAUGAAAGCAGAACAAAACAAAAACAAAUGAAAGAAGGAGAAAACAAAUCAGUAAAUUAAUCAAGAUUAACAUUUACAUAAUAAACGGUACUGUAAUAAUUGCAAAUAAUUAUAAUAGAUUUUAAAAUAGAAACCUAUUAGCAUACAUCAAGAUGCUUUUUUUGAUGACAAACUUGACCUUCAGCUUUCAUUUCUCCAUAAAAUCUCCUCAAAAGUGGGUGCCGGUGGUUUAUAAAGGGAGUAGUUUCCCACAAUCCAUUGCAAACUCACAUUCAGCUCCAUUUUGAUUUGUAACUUUUUACCACCAAAAUAAGUCUCCCUUUACAUUUUUUCUAAUCGAAUAACCUACUGCACAUGGAAAUAUGUCACAAUACGUAAGUAAAUUGGGUCGUAAAUAUCAUUUCAUGUUGACUUUACAAAAUCUGAGGUCAAAAAAGUAUCAACACAGUAAAACACAGUGCGCCUCAGGUGACUGUUGUAACACACCUGAAGCUAAAUGUUACGUGUUGACUUAAAGAGCAGUGAAAAUGACCACCAUGGUGACUUAAUAUCCCAAUCAUCAUCUUUUUUUAAGCAAAGUGAUCUUUCUGACAUGUUUCACACCUUAUCAAUGUAAAUUCUUUCAGACAAAAAAUGCACAACUGCUUUAAUCAACAUUUGCUGCAUGGCAUCUACACCCCCAUUUGUACAUAAGGCCACUUCUUUAUCGAUUCUAGGGAAAUUGAUUUGUAUUUGCUUCGUUUUGUGACUCUACUGUGUUGUGUGUGAUCAGACCGACAAUCUUAAGAAAUCCAGUGCCCCUCGUUCCCAUUUUGUUCCCAUCACCGGAAGUCCUGCAGCUGCUUUGGAUGUCUGCUUACCUGCCUGAAUGUCUGGAUUGGGAUUCUCUUGUUUGUGCGCUGGAAGCCGCAGUCAGACCCGCAUCUCUGAUGUCAUCUCUUGCCAUAAAGAGUUUCCAUACAAGCUCUUGGAAUCUUUCCAUCAUAUUUUAAUAAAUGACUAUUAUGCCAA